This is a messenger RNA of Oryctolagus cuniculus (rabbit), 902 nucleotides long. The record is from RefSeq and is a predicted model, not a curated record. Lineage: Eukaryota; Metazoa; Chordata; Mammalia; Lagomorpha; Leporidae.
GUCCAGUACCUACCGCCCCAAGGGCUUUGACGUCACCGUGAAGUACACCCAGGGGAGCUGGACGGGCGUCGUGGGCGAGGACCUCGUCACCAUCCCCAAGGGCUUCAACGCGUCCUUUCUCGUCAACGUCGCCACUAUCUUUGAGUCGGAGAAUUUCUUUCUGCCUGGGAUUAAGUGGAAUGGAAUACUCGGACUCGCGUACGCCACGCUGGCCAAGCCCUCCAGCUCCCUGGAGACGUUCUUUGACUCCCUGGUGGCGCAGGCGAAAAUCCCCGACGUGUUCUCCAUGCAGAUGUGCGGGGCGGGCCUGCCGGUGGCCGGAUCCGGUACCAACGGAGGUAGUCUUGUCCUGGGUGGAAUUGAACCGAGUCUGUACAAAGGGGACAUCUGGUAUACCCCGAUUAAGGAGGAGUGGUACUACCAGAUAGAAAUCCUGAAGCUGGAGGUUGGGGGCCAGAGCCUGAACCUGGACUGCAGAGAGUACAACGCAGACAAGGCCAUCGUGGACAGCGGCACCACACUGCUGCGCCUGCCACAGAAGGUGUUUGAUGCCGUGGUGGAAGGCGUGGCCCGUACGUCUCUGAUUCCGGAAUUCUCGGACGGCUUCUGGACGGGGUCCCAGCUGGCGUGCUGGACGAACUCGGAGACGCCCUGGUCCUACUUCCCCAAGAUUUCCAUCUACCUGAGGGACGAGAACUCCAGCCGCUCCUUCCGCAUCACCAUUCUGCCGCAGCUCUACAUCCAGCCCAUGGUGGGGGCCGGCCUGAACUAUGAGUGCUACAGAUUCGGCAUCUCCCCCUCCACCAACGCGCUGGUGAUCGGCGCCACCGUCAUGGAGGGCUUCUACGUCGUCUUCGACCGAGCUCGGAGGAGGGUGGGCUUCGCGGCAAGCUCCUGCGCAG